Messenger RNA from Brettanomyces nanus, 1626 nucleotides. RefSeq lists its product as uncharacterized. Lineage: Eukaryota; Fungi; Ascomycota; Pichiomycetes; Pichiales; Pichiaceae. The transcript has a single exon. Gene Ontology annotation, biological process: vacuolar transport; protein localization to membrane. Gene Ontology annotation, cellular component: membrane; Golgi apparatus. Bases 1 to 1626 code for a protein of 541 amino acids. The record is from RefSeq and is a predicted model, not a curated record.
AUGUCUGAUUAUCAGCUCCAGUUUGGUGUCGAUCAGCCUUGUAUCCGUUUGUGUGAUCGGACCACCAAACCUGAAGCAGUCAAAGUUGCUUCUGACCUGAUUGAGCAAGAUUAUACGGUCAAUUGGUUGAUAGACGGUCUUCCUGGAGCUACUACUCUUAUUAAGCCUAAGACUGGCAAAGAACCUGUACGGAAAUGCUAUGUAGCAGGCUUUUCUCUCGGAUUUGUCGAAGAUGGCGUCUCAUAUCUUCAUAAUCAUGUUAUGAUCGUCGUCCGUUGGAGUGGUGGAAGGCAUUCCAAAUCAAUUGUCGGCUUCGAGGUCUAUCCGAGAUCUGUUUCUGAUGCCAGUUGUCCUGGUGCAUCCCAUGAUUUCUCCAACUUGGCACUGGAUCCAAACAAAAAGGACGAUACAGUGAUUCCAUUCACUUAUUCUGUGUACUGGCGUGAAGAUCCUUCCGUUAAAUAUGAAGAUCGCUAUAGUCUCUACAUUACCCCGGGUGAUGGCGCAGCUGACGACAGGAUGCAUUGGUUUGCCAUAAUCAACUCCUUGGUCUUGGUCUCUUUCCUCUCAAUCUUUGCUGCUUUGGUUCUUAUGAAGACGCUUCAUUCUGAGUUACGCCAGCAGCAGCGUAACUGGGAAGCUGUUGCAGAUGACAUUUUUGUGCAGCCAACCAGGAUUUCUCACCUCUGCGUUCUCGCAGGUACAGGUAUUCAACUUUUAUUUACCAUUGCAGGGAUUUGCGUACUUCUCUCAACGCACAUGUCCCCUCCUACCGAAUCGGUCAUCUCGGUUGCUAUGACAUUGUUCGUAUUUGCCGGAUUCUUCGCCGGCUUCUCUAGUGUUCAGUUUUACCGCUUCUUCUCUGCCAAAUAUACCUUGGUUAAGGCUAUCUGGAUAUCCUUUCUCAGUGGAAGUGUUCUUUCUGCAUUAUGUUUCUGUGUUUUGAUUGUUUGCAACCUGCUCACGUAUGAAAAGCAGUCUUCUCGAGCUUUACAACUUAGUACCAUCUUGGCACUUAUGGGCAUCUAUGUGCUUCUACAAGUACCUAUCAGCAUUCUUGGCGGUUGCUUGUCUCUCAAGGUUAAUGUAUUGUCUCUUUUGAUUCCUAAUAAAACAUUGCCCCCCACGGAAUUGCCAUCAAACUUUAAAGCAAACAUGUCAAGGCCACCAUGGUAUAACAGAUGGCAGUAUAGUCUCCCUAUUUGCGGUUUCUUCCCCUUUGGUAUCAUCUUUGUCGAAAUUGUGUUUGUAUACAAUUCAUUGUGGAUUGACAGCACUUCUGCACGCUCGAUGUACGGGUUCUUGUUGUUAACAACUGUGUUACUAUGUGUUGUGAUUACUGAGAUCUCUAUAAUCACUACAUAUCUUCGCCUCAAUUCCGGUGACUCUCAUAAUUGGCAGUGGAAAUCGUUCGGUACUUGCUCUUGCUCCAUAUUCCUUUAUCUUGUGAUAUACAGCUUCAAUUAUCUUUUCAGAAUGAAAAUGGUUGAUGCCGUAUCGCCAUUGCUUUAUCUCACCUACUCCUUAAUGCUCAAUGUCAUCAUAUCGGUGGCUUGCGGCUCGAUUGGUUUGAUGACCUCUACAUGGUUUGUCUAUACAAUUUACACAUCGGUGAAGACAGAUUGA